GUGAGAAAUGCAGUAGCGUAGUAUAUGUAUGAAUAAUUUCUGUGUUCUUCUCUCUCACCCAUCAAAUGUGUUACACUUGAACAGUCGAAUCUAUUGAGAACAAAUUGCGUUGCAAACAUCAUCUCGACGAAAAAUGUUUACGGAAUUGUGUGCGAAUUUUUGUGUGAUAUUUUCGUGUUUUCAUUGACAAAUUGGCAGCGAAAAAAAAAUACACACCAUUUUUGUUUUCUUCAAAUACAAAACAAGACCCAUUCAAUAGUAAUAGUUGGAUUGUUAUAGUGAAUGAAUUGCAGGAACAAGUCAAAAAAAAAAUCCGUGAGCCCAACGAGAGAAAAUACACGAGUGAAGGUGUGUAAAAUCCAUGAAAACUGUGUAUAGUGUAUGAAUAUGCAUACAAAAUAAAUCUGAGUACGCACCACGUAUCGGGAAAAAGGAAAAUAAAAUUCGAUCCCAAAUGUAUACAUAGAAAACGGAAAAAGGAAGAAGAAGAAUUCGGUAGUAGCACCCGAAAAAAAAAUCGUGAGGUGUGUUUUGUUGUCGCUUAUAUGCGUACAAGUGCAUUUCAAAUCUCGGUGGGUUUUUUAAAUUACAAAAUCACAAGGAAAACAAAGUGAAAACUUUCUGUUUUUCUUUAUUGGUGACGGAUUAAAAUUUUUGUCUAUUUGGACAACAAUGCGAGAAAAAAAAACUUGAAUGUUUAAAUUAUUGUGUAGUUUGAUUGACUUGGAGGCAUAGAAGUUAGACAACAUUUGUGUUGAAUGCAAGGAAAAAUAAAUUUAUUGCAAUCAGUGAUUGUUUUGCGUGAGAAAUAAAGAAAAACAUUAAACAAGUGAAUUGAUUGAAUGGAUGACAGAUUUACAAUCGUUUUUUUGUGUCUAAUGUGAAUGAAAAGAGAAAAAAAAAAUUACGCCCAGAAACGAGAGUUAUCUACAGUAGUAUGUCAUCCAGCAAGGGGAAACAUUAGCUAAAAUAUAUGUAUUAAAACGACUUAGCGACCACAAAAUACAGAUUCUCGCAGCCUGGAACGAUUUAAGUGAAAUAGGAAGUAAGUAAUAAGACUUCAAAUUACUCAGUGUAUUUGUUUUUUUCCCUUUGCAUAUUUCCGUGUGGUGUUUGAGCAACUUAUGCGUUGGCCUAUAAUUGGAUUUGUUCCUUAUUUUUAUUUUUUUGAGUAAGUUUAAUUCUUAAAAGAGACACAGAGAGAAAGAGAAAAAAAAAUUCGUUUCUUAUUAUCUGUGGGUUUACUCAUUUCAUGACGACACCGUGGCGGUGUCGUUGGCCACGGAUUUCAGUAUUAUGACAAUUGAUUUCUUUUCACGUAUUCACCACCAUCAUCAUCAUCAUCGUAUCGAUGUUAUUCGCGUGUAUAUUACUCCCAUUCGAAUAAGACAGAUGACGAAUCACGUACACAAUCGUAAAUGCAAAAAAUAAAACCAAUCUGAAGACAUACCAAUUGGUAUGUGGUAACUUUGGCAUUUCUCUAGUCAAUUCAUUUCGUUUCGUACAUUGUUUUUAUAUACGUACAAUGAGAAACGCAAAUAUUUUAUUACGUUUCAUGAACGGUAGUUUCAGAUAUAUUUGCAUAAGUCAGAAAAAAAAAGUGUUCAAUAAGUGAAUGAGUGUGUGUGUGUGCAAGAGUAAUGAACAUGUGUGAACUGAGCUUUGUUCUUUCUUUUCUUUUUAAUUUUUAUGGUUUCAAAUGUGUACAGUAGUACACAUAUUUAUUAGACUAUUAGGUCAUUGCUAUCUAUCUGUCUUCGGUUAUUUUUAGAGCUGUGUGCGUUCUGCAGACGAGCGACGGUAAAUAAAGAUUAGCAUGAAUGCAGCAAUUUACUGGGUGAAUAUAGAGCGAUAUCGUUGCAGUUAAAAGCGACAAAUUAAAUUCAUCUUUAUUGAAUGAUCACCUCAUUCUAGAAAAGACAUCUCAUAUGUGAAGUGAAAAAUAGAACAGCCUACCGAACGGAAAAAAAAACGAUUCUGUUUUAAGAAGAAGGCAAAAAGACGAUUUGUGAAGUAACACAAAAAUAUUAAGCCUAUUAUUUGAUAUAUUCACCGGCCGUAUCGUUUUUUGAGUUAAUACAAUCGGGACGCUGAUGAAAUAAGACUAUAAAUUUGAAUGAAUGAACGGUUGUAGAAAGGAAUUUCUGAGAAUUCAGAAAUAGACAAUUCCACCGAAAUCAUCACUUAUUAGGUCAAAAUGAAUUCACACAAACACCCAAAUUAUGAAGAUGAAUCGAAAAAAAUUACGCUGAAUUCCGAACGACUGACAGCCUAUCGUCGCACAACGUUGAUUUUGAGAUACUACUUUUUGAUGCUAGCGGACUCUCAGCUCGGAAAAUUGUACAAGAUAUGAAUGUUCACAGUGGCAAACAUCAUUUCGGUUCGUUAGAUUUUCUUUGAAAACAAACCGGUAAAUAAUAUCUAGGUAUAAACGAGUUCAGUUUGUCUAAAAAUUACUAUUGACAUGGAUUAGAAGGCUAAUUUGUGUAUUGUGCACCGAUCAGGUCAAAUGUAUCCACAAUCAUUGGUCAAAUUAGAGAAAAAUCGGAGAAGAGCGUGAGUGUGAAAGAGUUUACUCUUCAAAACAGAUUAAAAGGUGAAAACAUCUAUAAUAGUUGAUAAUCGGCAAGGCUGAUUUUCCAAAGAAAACUAAAUGCAAGACAAUUAAGCGCAUUUGUCAAUGCAAAUAAUGUGCGUGUGUGUGUGUGCAGCAUGACUGCAUUAGUUCGCGCACAUAGAUAGAUCCAAUAUUCCGGUCACCGUGUGCUGUGCCGAAAAAUGAACACAAUGAAAACCACUCACUAUCAUUGGAGUGUAUAAAAAUAAAUAUAUAGGUAAUACGUAAGACCAGAAGACAGGAAUUUCAAAAUAAUAGUAAUAACAAUAAUAAACAAAGUCGAACCAACAUAACAAACACAGUGCUUAGUGCAUACGAAAGCGAUUCGGUCGAGUAAAGUGUAGAGGAAAAAAAUAAAAUGAAAAAAAAGAACAAGUUACAUCUUUUACACGACACAACCAAAAACAAAAUGUAUUCGAGAAAAGAGACAAGUCAACAAGGAAAACAACACAUUUGCCCAUGGUAUGGGCUGCGGAAUGUUCGAAUCUGAACGUUUGUCUUAAUAUUGAAUGCGUUUUUCUCUCUCUCAUUCGGUCUUUUUCUUUUUUUGUUGCUGUUGUUGUCGAUCGUGCAUUUGUAUUUGUGGCUGGUAAGAGUAAAUGGAAACAGAAAACUGAAAGAAUCUGAUGAAUUAAAUGCGCGGCAGUAAGAAGAAGGAGAGAGAGGUGUUUCGAUCGACAUACCGCGCGUAUUUUAUACAAAUAAAAUCGUAUUUUCGUGUUGAUAUUCGGUUUUAUUUUUCGUUUUCUUCGAGUAAUCAGCUUCCGUUGUAUGUGUAAAGGUAUUCGACAGAAAUGUAUUUUUUUUUCUUUCUUCUUCUCAUUUCUUUCGUCUUGCACGAUCAUCUCAGACGAAACGCACCAACAUAUAGACAUAAACACACAGACAGACGCGCUCACCUGAAGCAAUGUAAUAUCUUCAGUCAUUUCAUUUUGUGCUUUCGUUUCUUUUCCUCUGCUUUUUAUCUUCACCAAAAGAUACAUGUUUUACACAUAUCUCGUGUGUGCUUCGAUUUUAUUUUUAUUUUUUUCUCUUCUUAAUUGAAAAAUAUGAAAUUUUCGUAAAUUUUUUUUUCUUUUCUCUCUCUCUCUCUCUCUUUCUCCCUCGCCAUCUUCCACUCUCUCCAUUCAGCAUAUAUGCUGCAUAUACAUAUAUACAUGAAUGCAUUAUCGUCUUUAUGUAUUUGUUUCGCGCUCAACUGUCCUCAUAUUUGGAAUAGUUCUUGUGCAUCCGCCUUUUUCAUCAAUCACUUCAAUAUAAAGAAUCUAGAGUAACAAGUAACCACUUUUUUCCCUCCACAUCUCUUCCUCAAUCGUUCUAAUGUGAAUAAUGGGAUUUAAUUUAAUUCAAUUUAACCCAACUCUUCUUCGAGAAAUGUUGCUCUGAUCUCAUUUUUGCAUAGUAAAAAUGGAACAUUUCGAUAUUGAUACAAUUGCUGGAUGCUGUUAACUCUGCUAAACGAGUUUUAUUCUCUCUCUAUCUCUCCCGCUCUCCUUUCCAAAGAUCAAUUGUGAGCGAUCAUAUAAUCUAGACGAAGAUUUGUUUUCUUUUUUUUUUGCAGUUUUAGAUAUAUAUAUUUCUGCCUUAUUAAUCAAUUGAAUUAAUUUAAAAAUACACACCGAGUAUGAUGUUCCCAUUUGAGAGCAGAGUUCGGUUUACUUGCGGCUUGAUGAUUUAAAUUUCAUUAACAAAACUGCGAACCAAUUCAUCGCACACAACGAAAUGUAUACACGUACAUUUGAACAUUUAACUAGAAAAAAAAACGUUCACGAAUUAAAAUCACUUUGCAUUCGUAAUACUGUCGUAUACAUUUUCAAUAUUGUGACCGAAUCAUGUGUACGCGAGCUAUUAUCCGUAUUCCUUCGUUGCUCAUAUGUGUCUGUUACCCAAUGUCGAUUUAUAUUAUGGGAUUUGUGUGAUGUUUGCGUGGACAUUUAUUUCGUGCCGUGCUGUGUUUGUGUGACGAAAUGAUAAUUCGAGACAUGCAAUUUGUAAAAUUGACCUUGUGUUAAUCGUAGACACACCAAAACACGCACAAAUACUUUCAACUCUUGAAAUGUCAGAAUGAACGAAUGUGAACAGAGAGCGAGCGAAAAAAGUAAGGUGUGUUGUGAUUUAGAGAGCCAUCUCAUAUGUACAAUUGAUGAUUUCAUUCGGUCGUUCCGAUUCAUUUCCAUAAUUAAAGUGAUACGAAAUUAAAAUGAAAGAAGAUACGAAGCACAUUAAAACCACAUUAUCUAGAGCAGAGGGAAUAGAAUGCUCUUUCAUUUGAACAUCGAAUUAAUCGAGGGAAAUGAUAAUAACAAAAAAGCAUGUUUUGAAUAGCAUCUCCACACCAUAGAGCCCGUAUAAAAUAAAACCAUUGAUUUAUUCAUUUGGAAAUGUUUGUGAAUGAAAUUUUAUUAUUUAUGUCUCGACUCAAAAGUGAUGAAAUUUUGCGAACUGUCCAGAUUUUUAGCUGCGUCAGCUUUUUUAUUUUUCUUCCAGAAUAUACAUUCUAUAAGCACAUUUGGCAUUUUUGCGAUGAUUGCGAUGUGGCAUAUCAUUCAUAAGAAACUAACUCGAAAAUUACAUCAUCAAUCCAAGUGAAAUGACUAAUAAAGUAGGAAUCUUCAAUGUUCUUGGUACAUUAACCGCAGUUGUGUUCGUUUGGUUUUUUUUCCUUAGCCAUAGAUGCUGUGCUGAUUUAAUUAAAUUGGUUUUUGCGAUGACUCUUCUUAUGCAUUUGAUCAAUUUAAAUGAUUGGAAUUGUUCCAGUUGUGGCUCAUAAUAAACGGUUUUAUGCAAACAUUUGCUAGUUAUGAUGGAAAAAUCAGAAUAAUGAAUCUAGUUUGAAUCCAAUGGAAAUAUGCGCUGAUGAGCGAUAUCUUAAUCCGAUACAAUCCUUUAUUUAAUUGUUGAUAUUCUUUCGUUUCUAUCGUUUUCGAGCUCACCUCGUCGAUUUGCAGACGAAUGAGCUAUUUUUGCUCAUUGCAGUCAUAACCUUAGUAGUAAUUUUACAGCGGAAAACAGCGGUAGCAGCAGCGGCUGCUACUUGCAAUGAUCGUAAUCAACUACCAUCGCCCUAAUGAAAUAAUGGAAACAAUAGAGAGCAAUUAUUUCAAUUGAAAAGUGACCUUAAAUUUUGAUUGUCGUGAGUAAUCAUGAAAUAAUUUAAAAUUGUUUUGGUUAUUAUGCUCAUUUCGGACUUUGCACAAGCCCCAAGUCAGGCAAUCCACAUAUAUUUUUGUUUUGUUUCAUUAACAAAUUUCUAAAUAAAAUUGAUUGACGCCAAAUCAAGGCGCAUUUUUGCCCGCAACGAAAACAAAAACCGCUACACAUAUAAAAUGCAAUGAAAAUGCAAACAAAUCAAUGAAUUUGUUUGUUGUACAUACUUAACCAACAAUUGUUUGCUCAUUUUCUGAUGAAAUUAAUUUGAAAUGUGUUUGUUUUUAUCGAAAGGAAAAAAAUCCGCGCAAAAAAAUAACUAUUAAAAGCAACAGUUUAAAACUGAAAUGCGAUAUAGAAAAUAAAACAAAGAAAAACUACACAUGCAUUGACCGAUGCAUUUAAUUUUCGGUAGCUGUAGCCAUAGAACUUGUAUUUACUAUCUGCGUUUUGCGCAGGCGUCACGCUAAAAUGCUUUUUCCGUUAGUUCGCUCAAAAUAAUAAUAGUAUAUUCCGAACAAUAAUGUAUGCAAUUGUUUUGUAGAAUUGUUCGAGCACAUUACGAGGUAUUCUAUUGAAAGCUGAACACAGAAAAAAAAACAAAACAAAAACAUCGAUUCACCGCUGCAUUGUUCAUGCGAGCGCUUCGUACAUGUGUCGGCUUCAAAAUGAAAUGCCAAUCAACAUUCACUUUAGCCUGAAAAAGUCAUUCAUGAACGAAAAACAGCAACAAUGUAUUGAGACUUUAAAGUGGAUUUUCCACCAUCAGAACGAUUCGAUUGAUUUUUACACGAUUGAGAAUGGAUGAUGUAAACACAGACAUAGCUAUCAAACUGGAUACCGCCGGUUUGCGAAAUCGCAAACACUACAAAAUAAGCUUUGCGUAAUGGUUAAAACUGAUUUAUUGAGAUAUGAUGGCCAAAACAGAAAUAUUUCAUUUUAUUGCCGUAAGUUUUCUUUCAAUGCGCUUCGGUUUCGCUAUCAAAAUUAGUCGUCCAUUAGGGACGAGGGCGAUGAGUUUGAGCUGAAAAAAUAAAGAAAUGCCUUCAUUUGAAAGCAAACGAAAAUGAGCAUUCGUUCCAUGUAUUUCAAAAGAUGGCUAUUGCUAUUUGAUUUUCGCAACUCAUCCUUUUCUUAAAAAAAAAAAACGAAAGGAAUUUUCGAGGAUCGCCAGACUCAUCUGCAUUCCAACCUUGCUUAUGUCCAAAUGGUUAUCUUUACUUUCAAAAUCACAUGUAAACUACGUUCACGUAUAUAUACCAUUUUUCACCCGUGCCGUAUUCACUCCAUUCAAGCAUACACACAAACUCUCGCUUAUGCCUCUCUCGUUUACCAUCAAUGCUGCGAGAUCAAGUCCAUGAUUCACUUCACCGCACACUGGCUCGCACCAAUACACGUAGCUAGCCACUGUCGGAAUCUGCUUUUACGUCGCGCUUAUUUACGAUGCAAAAUGAUCAGCGCGAGUUAAAUGGUUGUAUGGGUUGUGCAUGUCUUUGGAUCACUUUCAAUCGCUCAACUACUGCAACAACCCAGAAAUUUUAUGCUAUACCAGCUACUAAUGUUACACACCGCCACUGCUUGUAUACCGUUUUGAUUUUUAUUUUCGUUUUUUUUCCUCUUUAUUUUCGUUGUUGUUGUUCAUGUUUCUAUUUUUCGCGAGGUUUUCCAUUACUUGAUUGAGCGUAGUAUUACUCGAGCUCUUCACAUGAGCAGUACCACAGUUUUUCGAUCUUUAUUUUAUGUUUUUUAUUUAUUUUUCUCUCUCUGUUUUCUGAUUGGUGUAUUUUGUUGUUUAUCACGAACAUUUAUCGUUUCCGCGCACUUUAUCAUAAUUUCCGUUCACUCGAAAAUUUAUUUAGCUAUCAACCGGUGUUCCAUAGCGAAUCAAUCGAUUGAUUGAAGUGAAGAUGAAAAGAAAAAAAUAAAACAUGCCGUGAGGAUGAAAGAGAGAGAGAGAAAAACAAGAGAAUUGUUUUGUGUGUUCCAUGCGAAAAUUUGAAUCAACAUCUCAAAUGAAGUGAAAUAGAAAAUUGCUGUAUUUACUGCGAGAUAAAAAUAAACUUUCAGCUACGUUUAAGUGUAAUAAUAAAUGGCAUUAAGACUAGAAAAUAGAUGUUUUCGAUAGAGAAACAAUUGUGGAAAUCUGUAUUUUGAUUUUGAGUUUAAUGGCAAAGCAAACGAAACAUUUUUAAAAUAAAAAGCGUCAAAAUCGAAAGUGUAUCGAAUAUCAAGAGAAGCGUCGACAAUUGAUUGGUUUAAAAUUGGUGUUUUUCGAAUUAAUAAAAUCAAAUUGUUCGGAACGAAAAAAAAAAUUGAACUUUUACCGAAUUUCCUAUGGUAUAAUUUCGUGAUGGCCAAAUUGUGGGAAAAUUGCUUCGUGCAUACAGAGUGUGUCAUGGCAAUUUAUUGCACAGUGAAUUUACAUCCAUUUACAUAUUGAAUGACGUUAGUCUAAUCAAACUACAUAUGUCCUGUGUAGAUUCUCUGCGAAAUCUCUUAUCUUGUUUUAUAAAAGUCAAUUUUUCGUUAAACCUGCCUAUAAAACCGUUUCUCAAUUAGCGUCAUUUAAUUGGUCAUUUUUUCACCUUCACGACCAACACACAUGCUCAUUAAUUACCUCUCGGCAAUUUCGAAUACACGCCUCUUGUGGACAAUUGAUUGUAAAUUAUUCGAACAAAAAAGUUAACCAAUAAAAUGUGUUCAGUACACUUUCUGAAUAUAAAAUUCGUGUUGGAGAAGUGAUAAAACCGAUUGGCUGAGGUGUUGCUGUGAGAAAAAAAAGUUUUAGCGAAUGACACACACACACAAACUAAGUUUGCAUGUUAUAAAGAAAAACUACGGUUUAGUUUCAAAACCAUUUUUUGUUGUCUUGUUCCCAAACUUAUAAUGAAUUAAAGAGAAAACGCGCUUGAUUGUGCGAACCAUUGUGAGCAAGUGAGCAUAGACCACAUGUUGCGAUAAAUAGAUAACACUUAAACUGAAUUUAAGCGAGAGAAAAAAAGCGUAACCGAGAAAGAAAAAUGACUAAAUGAACAGCGACGACGACGAAGACGACGACAAUCAUCAUAUACAAUAGUUCAUCGUUAAAAAUUCAUUUAUAGUGAAUAGUACACAUUCAAUUUAAUUUGAUCGAGAGAGCGUGUGAGCUUCUUAAGGUGUGCGUAUGGGCGCGCGCGCGAGCAUUCACUGUUUCUUUUUUCUUAAUUGCGAUUAUGAUCAGUUAAGGCUAAAUAGAAUACAACAGCGAUUAAAAACGCGCGCAUACACACAUGGUACACAAAAAAUAGCGAUCCGACACAUAAUAAACGAUCUAAACAUUGAAUGGAGGAAAAGUGAAUAAGCCGUAGAAACAAAAGAAACAUGCUGCAAAUGUCAAAUGAGUAUGCAUUAUAAAAUGAGGCGGAGAAGAGAAGAGAGAGAGAGAGAGAAAGAGAGAAAGAGAGAGAGAGGGAGAGAGAGAGAGAGAGAGAGAGAGAGAGAGAGAGAGAGAAAUAACGAAGUCCAUGAGUAGAAAUCGCGAACAGUCGAACGGAUUGAAAACAGCUAACGAUAGAGCUGAUUGACCUACCAAAGCCAUACACACCGGUGCAGGCAGUUUCGCUUGUUCUUUUUUUGUGUGUGUUAUAGAUAGUCUUUUGUAUUGGCGCUUUAUCGUUUGUCCAUUCAAUUUCCUUGGAUUGUUUUUCGUUUUGGAUUUUAUCAUCUUCGUCGCGCUUUCAGUGGAUUUUUAGUGCACCAACCUCUGAGCCAACUGACAAAACGUUGCGGUAAAGUUUCACUUGACCGCGGUCAAUCGUUUCCAUUAUAUAGUUUUCUCUCCGCAAACCGAUCCAAUGCUAGUCAAUGGGCUAUAUCAUUAUUCAUAUUGCCAUUUGAUGUUUUUUUUCUCCACUAUCUUUGGCGAAAAAUGCGAAAACGAUCCAAUUUCAAAAAUUUCUAAUCUGUAUUUGCCUACCUAUUACACAUGCACUCAGCUCUAGACCUUCGUUUUCAAUUAUGCAUUGAGACAGACAGAUAGGUCGGAGCAAAUACCGUAAAACAUCUAAUCAAUGUAAACAAAUUCGCUUUCGACGUUCUAGUCGUGUUUUACGUUUGUUGUUUUUAUCAUUGCGAACGGAGAGUGGAAUACAAUAUGAAUAGCGUUAACCUAGCUUUCACUUACUUAAAAUUUAAAUCUUUUUUUUUUACUACACUGCGUGUAUUUUUAAUUAGCUUGGUAUCACGAGCUACCGCUGCUCAAAAUUUGCGGCUGGUUCAUUUCUGAACAAAACGCCGAAAGAGGAUUCGAAACCAAGUUUUAAAUAUCUUUUGAUUUGAUAGGAUUUACAUGUUUAUUAAAACUCAAAGCAUGAUAAAAACAACGUGGAGCGGAAGACAGAAAGAAAAGUUAUUGAAACGAAGACAAAGUGAUUGACAUCGUUGGCUAGCUGUCGCGCAGCCAGUUUGCCAUAAAUUGAUAUAUGCUGGUAUAAGGUGAGGUGGAGAGAAAACAAAAAACAAUGCGCUCUGUUUAGACGCACUUGGUUAGUCUAAUUGGCGUUGCGUGUGCAAUGUGCAUCGAUUGAAUUGCGUAUGACUCCGGGAAAUCUUAGUUUUUAUUCGGUUGCUUAUUCUGAAACCGCCAAUCAUACUGGCAUCGUACACAUUUCGCAGCAACAGUUUUUUUAAUGUUGUUUUUGUUGUUCGUAAUCAAAUGCUUAUGGCUAGUAACUCUUGUGCGACGCGUGACAUUUUGACUUAUAAGCACUUGCAUGACAAGAUACAAUUUUUUAUUUACCCCAUACCUAUUCGAAUCUAUGUCGCACACACAAUUCUCAAAUGUAAUUGAAUACUAGUGCACGCCUUUCUAUUUGCAAUUCGCUGACAUCUUUCCGAGAAAAAUGAUGUCCACUUGCAACAGAGAGUAUUUAUGGAAUUGUAAGCAAUAUGCGAUAUCAUUGUCGUAGCCAGUUGUUCAAACAAAAGUGUUUCAAACAACAACAACAAUAAAAAAAACACCGAUAUUUAGGUCUUUUGUUGUUCGUCUCACAAACACACACAAAACAUUGCGGUAAUUGUUUUAAUUGAUGUGAAAACAAAGCACAAUAUUGGUGCCUUUUAUUUUUCAUAUGAGAUCUGUUAUCAAGAUUUCGUCAAAAUGUAAGCCAUAAAAAUGGCUAUCAAUAUGAAAUACGAAUGUGUUCAGUAACAAUUUAUCUACGGAACGCUAAAGGCACGCGAAUUCUCAUUUUUUUUUGUGUUGACGAAAGUCAGAUUUAUACAUCUAUACAUGGACUGUAGUUUCAUUCUAAUUGAUAACAUUUCUCUUCCCUAUUCUUAUCAACCGGAAAAAUAAAUAAUUUUGUUGCGACUCAAAAUACAAGAUUUACAAGCGCUGAUUUCAGUCGCUUGCUUCCGGGAAAUUGAAUAAAAUCCGCAUAAAUCAACAAAUCAUCUUUUUGCUUGAAUAUUUUAAGAGAAAAAUUCUCGCCUGUUUGUUGCUUUUGACACAAUUCAGUCUGUUGAUUUAUGCAAGAAGGAAAAAAAAUUAAUUGAAAUAUGCUUUAAUGCGCACACACAUAAAAAGAGUGAUAAGAAAACUCAUAAUUGGAAAGUUGGCUUUUAUAAAGUUUAUCAACGUUUGUGAUAUUUUUUUUUAUCGCUCAUGAAAAAAAAAAAUCCUUGCAAAUAUUUCAUAACAUUCGAAAAGAACGGAACCAUACAUCUCGCAUUUAAUAAAAUCUAAUCGAAACGUUGAAAGUAAGAAAGUAUAAUUUAUUUUUCACAUUUAUAGAAGAACGCAAUGAACUCUUGAUAAAGUAUACAACGUGGAAUGGAUUUUACACGUAUGAAAAUAACAAAAAAAAAAGCAUUUUGACAUAAUAAAAGACUGAAUACAAACGAAAUGAGUAAAUAAAGGAGAACAGUAUAGGGAGAAAGAAGAAAAAAAAAUAAGCGUGACUCAUAGUAAAUGUUGCGAUGGAUGAGCAAUGUGUAGAGAACGUUCAUGAAAUAUAAAUGUGGUGUGUGUGUGUGUGUUUUUUUAUUGUUGUACGAGCGUAAAUUGGGAGUCGGUGUAGUGACUAAUUGAAUGAAUCAAAGCAUAAUUUAGAAGGACCGGCGAAUGUGAGUGAAAAAUAGAAUGGACGAAAUUAAAGUGAUAAGAAAAGUAUAGAGAAAUUCAUCGGACCCGUUUCUAUGGUGGAUAAGAAUAAAAAUCGAAAAAGUGGACAAAGCUCAAACGAAGCAGAAAAAUAAAAACAGAAAUAGUUUACGUUCAAUUUUCGGCACGCGAUGAGUGAACAGUUGUGUAAUGCAUGACAACUAAAUGCAAUUUAUAAAGUAAAUGCAAUAUGGUAACAACGAUAAAAAUAACAUGCGAUGGCGUUUUCAUUCAGACAAACUCCAAUCGCAUUCAUACGGUCGAUGAUCGAAUUGUGACAGAUUCGUCGAUGAAUGUAAUCAAUGACACGAACGGUCGCAUAAGCAACGGCCAUAUCAACGGUUCCAACACCACCACCACCAUCAGCAACAACAACAACAACAACAACAACAACAAAAUCAACAGCAAAUUGUCUGGUGAAAUUACAAAACGAAGCAUAUCGGUAGACGAUAUCAUCGAUGUUGCUCCACAGUCACUUCCGAAUUUGCCCAUAACCAACUCGCAACCAGCACUCAUAUCACCACAAUUGGUAAAGACACUGUCACGUAUCAAAAAGACAGCGACGGCAGCGAACAGCAAUAAAAUUGUAAUCAAUAGUCUUUCAUCGACAUCGGUUGCAUUGUCAUCGGUUUCUGUGGAUAAAUCCAUUCACAAAGUCAUACGAAUCGAUAAAAAUGGCCAAUGCACUACGAAACCAAUCACGUCGGAUGCACGUCAAUGGGAUGGCUGCACAGGCAAAAAGAAUGGCAUAGUAAGCAACGGUUCAGCCGUUCGGCGACGCAACACAUUCAAAAACUACUUAAUCGAAUGCAAAGAAAACAUUGUUCGAAGACUAUCAUCGCCAACAUUGCCCAUCGAUGCCGAUUCAUUAGGGGCGAAGCAUUCAAGGGUGAUAGAUUAUCGAAAGUAUCGUAGGAAAAUCUUUCGAAGGAGAAAUUCGACGGGUUCGCUUGAAGUAAUGAAUAGUCACGCUGUGAAUUUGCAAACGUCAGGGCAUCAAUCAGUUGUCGUCGGUCAUCAUCGGGGUUUUUCACAGCCGUCAACAGUGACUAGUGGUGGUGAUCCAUGGUUUCUGCAGGCGCAUGAAAUGCCACCCACAGCACCAGCGCGUCACCAUAAACGUCCCGCACCACAGCCUGGUUCUAUUUUACAUAAUAAUAAUAAUAACAAUAAUGUUGGAAGCCAAAGUAAUCAUCAACUGUCGCAAUUGCAGCAUCAUCAUUCAGCAUUAACAAACGUAAAUCCACUACAUUCGUCUUCCAUCGCAUUGGGAAAUCCACAAUUGAGUUUGGCUACCUCAACAAAUUUAUCGUCAUCAACAACUGCCCUGGAACCAGCGAUACAAAUGGCAUCGAAUGCCCAUUCGCCCAAGUCUCCAAAUCAAAUGGCCACCGUGCAGCCGCAUGUACACAAUGCAUCACAAACAAAUCAACAAACAUCGCAACAUGCAAACACAACCACAUCAUUUCGAUUGAAUUUGGACACAACCGAUCAAGUUCCGCAUAUGCAUCAAAACGGUGGCACAACCGCCACCGGAUCCGCAGUCACUAGUCUUCAUCAAGCAACACCAGUUCAUGUGCCAUCCGUAAUGUCAACGUCAUUACACAGCGGCUCUGCUGCUGCUAUUCCCGGUUUCGAUGCUAGUACCACCACAUGGAAUAGCACAUCGUCGUUGUCGCCAACAAUGUCAUCAUCGGCGGCACAACAUCACCGCAAAUUAGAAGUUAAACUUAACGCAAUGCCAUGGUUUCACGGUAGCAUCACAAGGGACGAAGCCGAACACUUGUUGCAGCCACGAGAGGAUGGCUUAUUUUUAGUCAGAGAGUCAACCAAUUUCCCCGGCGAUUACACAUUAUGCGUAUGCUUUCAAGGAAAAGUUGAACACUAUCGUGUUAAGUAUUUAGAUAAUAAAUUGACCAUCGACGACGAGGAAUACUUUGAGAAUCUUGGCCAAUUAGUUGACCACUACGAAAAAGAUGCAGACGGUUUGUGCACGCAAUUAGUGAAAUGUUUACAUAAGAAGGGCAAGCAAGAGUUUUGCAUAAAUUCAAAAGAGUUCUUGGACAAAGGCUGGGCCAUACCAGAAAGUGAUUUACAAUUAAGAGAAAGCAUUGGCAAGGGCGAAUUUGGCGAUGUAAUGCUUGGCAUUUUGCGUGGCGAAAAAGUGGCGGUGAAAAUGUUAAAAGACGAUGGUGCCGCACAGAAAUUCCUCGCCGAAGCAUCCGUCAUGACAACGCUCGAACAUGAGAAUCUCGUCCGUUUCAUCGGUUUAGUGUUCAAUAGUAAACAUAUAUAUCUGGUCACCGAAUACAUGAGCAAGGGCUCUCUUGUAGAUUAUUUACGAUCACGUGGCCGACAACAUAUUACCAAAAAGGAUCAAAUCAAUUUUGCAUAUGACACUUGUUCGGGAAUGGAAUAUUUGGAGUGUAAGAAAGUCGUUCAUAGAGAUCUGGCGGCGAGGAAUGUCCUCAUUUCCGAAGAUUGUGUGGCCAAAGUGUCCGACUUUGGCCUGGCUAGAGAAGAGUGCUAUAACUUAGACGUCGGUAAAUUACCUAUCAAAUGGACAGCACCGGAAGCGCUGAAAGGAGGCCGAUUCUCUAACAAAUCGGAUAUGUGGAGUUUUGGUAUUUUACUUUGGGAAAUUUACUCUUUCGGCCGAGUCCCAUACCCAAGAAUACCUCUAGCCGAUGUUGUGAAGCAUGUAGAAGUUGGUUAUAAAAUGGAAGCACCCGAAGGAUGUCCACCCGAAAUCUAUGAAAUGAUGCGACAAGCAUGGGAUUUGAAUCCGUUGCGGCGACCCACAUUUCAUGAUCUGAAAUCAAAAUUAUUACAUUUGAAGAAUAUAACAACGUGAGACGAGUCGAAAUUAGGCCACAUUUCAUAUUUGCCAAGCGGAAAUGAGGAUUAUCGAUAAAUUAACUAUGCAAAUAAGUACAUUUAGUGUAGUGUUAUAAAAAUUUCAAAAAGAAGAGAAAGAAAAAACAAAAACAAACAAAAACAUUUAAAAAAAAAACGGAAUUAAAACUUAUGGUAUUCUGUAGACACGCAACAUUUACUUUCAGCUAUUGGAUAAUGGUUAAUCGAUUUUGUGUUCUCAAGAAUGCGAGCAUGUGGAACACUCUCGUAUUUCCGAGAAUUUCUGGCAUUUGGUCGAAAUUUUUGCAUUAUUUUAACAUUCGACAAAGAAGAAAAAGCUAUAAUAGCAAAAGGAAACAAUCAUUUGUUGACUGGGAGGGAAUUUGUGGAUACAAACAACUCAAAACUACUUAUAUAACACACACACACACACAAACAAACACACUAAUUUAUUUUAUUUUAUAUUCGUAAAAUAAUGGACAUUUGAAAGCACGACAUAAUGAAGACGGUUUAAUUGAAUAUUUCAUAUUAAAAUAUUUUAGAUUUUAUUUUAACGCAAACAAAAAAAAACAGAAAGUUCUUCGUAGAGUUCGUUGGUCCAGGACACAGAAUCAUCACGAGCGUGAUAAGGUAGAAGAAGAGUGCAACACAAUAAUAUUGACGAAAAAUUUACAUUUGUGAAGAAAAAAAAAACGGAGAAAUCAAAAUAAAAACCGAACGCAUCAUCGCUAUUCGCUUUUAUCACUACUUUUCCAUCGCAAUGUCAUGAUCAUGUCUGCCGUUUCGUUAUUGCAUUCUCGACAGUGACAAAGCGCAAAAUCUAACAAAAUGUGUAUGAUUUAAAUCUAAAAAUAGGUGUUAUAUUGUUUUCUCUUGAAGUGUGUGUCAUUCGAAAUAGUAAUUUAAUUCAUUAUUAUAUCAUAUUUUGCAUAAUGACACAUUAGUUCUUCUUUUAAAUCACAUUGACAAAAAAUAAACCACAACAUUGCAUUAAUGCCGUAUAUAGUAUGCAUUCAGAUUGAAAUUCAAAUGAGGAUGAUUAGAAAAAUGGGAGAAAAAGAAAUAGAGCGGACAGAUGAAUUGAGCGGGCAUAGUAACGCUUCUAAUGUUAUAGAAAAUGAUGUGUUUUAGAGAGAAAUUAAUUUUCAUUAGAUUGACCUUAUUUAUAUUAUUGACACACUUUACGUGUGUAUGUGGAAAUUGGAAUCUAAUUUACUUUAAUCAUUUUGAUUUUAAAUGCAUACACAAAUGGCAAAGCCCGUUUUGAGUAUGCAUUAUAUUUUUUUUUUUAGAAGAAUUGUGCUGUUUAUUUAGGAUUCAGAAUCAUUUGGUCGAAAUGUUUAAAUGUCAAUUAUAUCCCUCCAGACCGACUCUAUUUAGAUUUAAUUCGCAAUUUGACUAAAAACAAAGAGAGAAACAAAUAUUUCGCGUACGAUGGGCAAUGUCUCGUUUUUUGUACAUUAUGUUCUGUAUUUAUUUGGAGUUUAUGAGACAAUGAUGUAUUCAUCGCAAUGAACCAGUUUUUUUUUAGUUUAAAUUUAUUCGUGUAUUGUAAUCUGAAAUGUGCAUUUGGCCGAAGAAUAUUCCAUUGAAAUUGUAUUGCUUCCAUAUUGAAAUUCGCAUAAAUCUAUUUUUUUUAUCAUUUAGUCAUGCGCACAGGUUGUAUAACGGCACUUUUGUUUCAGUUUAUUGUAAUUCUAAAGAAAAAAAAACGCACAAUUUUUUUUUUCUUAAAUUCGGAACAAUCAAAAUUUGUUGUAGCUAAAAAAAAAUACGCAAAAUUAAUGACAUUCAAAGUAUAAAAACGGUCCAGUUAAUUAUCACUAUUAUAAAGUUGGAAUACUUCUUCAAUUGCGUUAAACUAUUCAGAGAUAUGGAUUGAAUGGGUGAAUGGUCGAGAUGCCAUCUGUACUGUACUGUACUGUACUUAAAUCAAAGCGAGAAAACAUGAUAGUUGUUGUGAAAAGACGGAAAUUAACUAUAAAACAUUUAAGAGAAAACAAAUAUUAGAAAAUGAAGUAAAAUUCAGAAGAAAUUGUUGGUUUUUAAUUUCGACUUCGAAUAUGUGCAAUGAAAUUAAUGGGUUGAAAAAAAAAUAAGAUUUAUGAAGAGGAACAGAUGAAAUGAAACGAAAACUCUAUGAAAAUUGAAAAAUUUGCAAAACAAUCUGAAUGAAUAAUAAAAGAUAAUAAUGAAUAUAUAUAUCAUCAGAAGAAAAACAAAUGUUUGAUCAAAUGAUGUAGAUUUACUUGCAUAUUAUAAUCGAAAGCAUAAACAGAUAUAGAUCCAUUUACAAGUUUCAAAUUCAAUUUAGAGAAACAUGAAGACAAACGACAGAAAAGGGGAGAAAAGGCAAAGUUCAAAGAAAGUAUUAUACACCUGAAAUCAGAGAGUAGGAGAAACAAUUUUUAAAUUAUAAUUUCACUUUAGCAAAACAAAACACAACCUGUAUCACACACAUUGGCUGGAAUGUAACAAGUCAAAAUAUAGGCAGAGAUUCUGAUUGAGGAGAACAUUUUAAAUGAAUAACAUUUACGCAAACACGAAAAGAAUACCGACAAAAAAAAAUUACUAUCAGUUUAAGAAAAUGAACAGAUAAUAAAAAUUAUGAUAUACAAAUUGUAAUAAAAUUACAUAAAAUAUAUAAAAAUCAAA
This is a messenger RNA of Sitodiplosis mosellana (orange wheat blossom midge), 17417 nucleotides long. RefSeq names its product proto-oncogene tyrosine-protein kinase Src (gene Csk). The transcript is spliced from 8 exons. Bases 12097 to 14760 code for a protein of 887 amino acids. Gene Ontology annotation, biological process: protein phosphorylation. Gene Ontology annotation, molecular function: ATP binding; protein tyrosine kinase activity. The record is from RefSeq and is a predicted model, not a curated record. Lineage: Eukaryota; Metazoa; Arthropoda; Insecta; Diptera; Cecidomyiidae.